UUCAUCUUUCUAGUUAAUUAAUUAAUUAAGCUCAUAAUUAGUAAUGGCUCUUCUUCAACUUCAUCAUUAUCUCUUUUCUUCAAUCUUUCUUCUGAUUAUUUCUCUUCAACUACAUGGUUGUUAUUGUUUCAACCCUAAACUUCUAAACGUGUCUAAAUAUUAUCAAGACUCCAAUUCUAAUUGGUCUCCUGCCGGUGCCACGUGGUACGGAACUCCUAAUGGUGCCGGAAGCAGUGGUGGUGCAUGUGGGUAUACAAGUACGGUGGAAAGACCUCCGUAUUCAGGCAUGGUAUCAUCUGCUGGACCCUCAAUCUAUCAGUUUGGUGAUGGAUGUGGAGUUUGCUAUGAGGUAAAAUGUGUUGCAAAUGAAGCAUGUUCGGGAAAACCAGUGACUGUGACGAUAACGGACGAAUGUCCGGGUUGCCCCUCCGACGAACCUCAUUUUGAUUUAAGUGGAACAUCUUUCGGAGCCAUGGCUAAACCUGGCCGUGCUGGAAAACUACGUGAUGCUGGUGUUCUUAACAUCCAGUACAAGAAGGUAAAGUGCAACUAUCAUGGAGUAACAGUGGAGGUAAGAGUAGACGCGGGUUCGAACCCUUACUACUUUGCAUCAACAAUUGAGUACACAGAUGGAUUGGGAAUAGAAAGUGUGAAGUUAAAGGAGCGAUCUGGUGAAUGGGUGUCCUUGAAACAAUCAUGGGGUGCAGUUUGGGAGCUGAAUGCUGAAAAUGUUCUUCAACCUCCUUUGUCUUUGCAAUUAAUUGAAGCUCAAUCUGGAGACACCCUUAUCCUCAAUAAUGUCAUCCCUAAGGGUUGGAAUCCUGGUCAAACAUACCGUUCUCAUGUUAAUUUUGAUAACUAACUAAUUAAUUAAAGUAACCAAACAUUACGAAUUAGGAAACUCUUCAAUUCGUAUUAGGGUUACACUUAAUUUGUCGUUGAUGAAACGUGUGUUUUCCCUGCUUAUAAUAGGUGGCUAAUAGUAUUAGUGUGUAUCCUUAUAUGUAACUAGGGAUGAUAGGUUGUGGAAUGUGAAUUGUUCCCCCCAUCCCUUAAUAUGUUUACCUCGUCUUAAUAUAAUGUUAACUUCUUUGUUUACUUUUCCUUA
Spinacia oleracea (spinach) is the source of this 1108-nucleotide messenger RNA. RefSeq names its product putative expansin-B2. The coding region runs from base 44 to 862 and encodes 272 amino acids. Gene Ontology annotation, cellular component: extracellular region. NCBI's taxonomy places the organism in Eukaryota, Viridiplantae, Streptophyta, Magnoliopsida, Caryophyllales, Amaranthaceae. The transcript is spliced from 4 exons. The record is from RefSeq and is a predicted model, not a curated record. Gene Ontology annotation, biological process: sexual reproduction.